Topomyia yanbarensis is the source of this 802-nucleotide messenger RNA. RefSeq names its product general odorant-binding protein 83a-like. The coding region runs from base 122 to 580 and encodes 152 amino acids. Gene Ontology annotation, molecular function: odorant binding. The record is from RefSeq and is a predicted model, not a curated record. Gene Ontology annotation, biological process: sensory perception of smell. Lineage: Eukaryota; Metazoa; Arthropoda; Insecta; Diptera; Culicidae. The transcript is spliced from 4 exons.
ACUAGUCGACCGGGUCGACAAAGUUUUUUUUUCUCUACUUGGCACUACAGCUUAUUCGUCAAGUCAACAAGACAGUCACAACACAACAAGGAAAAUCAGUCUCCGGAGAGGCUUUGCCAGCAUGAAACUUUUACUGGUACUUUCGCUAGUUAGUUCCUGCACUGUUUGUUCCAUCAUGGCCAUCGAAUCGAACUGGCAGAUUCCGCAAGAGUACAAGAAACCGGCCAAGAUUCUACACAACAUGUGCGUGGCCGAAUCGGGAGCAUCGGAAGAACUGCUGCGAACAUGUAUGGACGGAUCGAUACACGGUGAUCGGGCCGUCAAGUGCUACAUUCACUGUCUGUUCGAUAAACUCAUGGUCAUCAAAGAGGACACCGGACACAUACACCUGAACCGUUUGUCCGAGCUGGCGGUGAACAGUAACAUGAAGGAAGCAUUCGAAUUUCUAACAAAGGAAUGCGGUCAUAUUGUGACGGACGAUCCCUGCCAGACGGCGUACGAAGUGGCUAGAUGUUAUUUUGACACUCAUGAUGAGGUGAUCAAAUUCUGUCAUCUGCUGGUAGCAGAUUUAGAAAUUUAAACACCGCUCAUGGAUGGAUGCUUCGACUUUGGCGAUGCUCUAAAGGAACUUUUUGGCGACUGUAAUACUGAUCCACAUUAGGGUUAGGAAAUCAACAAGCGCGUACGUACAGGAUCACCUCGCUAAUGUAAAUAGUUCUUAAUUUAAUUACAUCAUAUUAAAAUAUUUAAGAUAACAUUGAAUAUGAAGACAAUCAUACAGUCAAUAAAGUGUAACAACAAA